Molecule: messenger RNA, 3479 nt
Organism: Dipodomys ordii (Ord's kangaroo rat)
Lineage: Eukaryota; Metazoa; Chordata; Mammalia; Rodentia; Heteromyidae
Gene: Xylt2
Product: xylosyltransferase II
Exons: 11
Coding region: 76-2667 (863 amino acids)
Biological process (GO): heparan sulfate proteoglycan biosynthetic process; chondroitin sulfate proteoglycan biosynthetic process
Cellular component (GO): membrane
Molecular function (GO): protein xylosyltransferase activity
Source: RefSeq, a predicted model, not a curated record
UCCGCCCCGCGCCCGUGCGCACGCCCGUGGCGGGGUUGCAGGGCUGGGCGCGCGCCCCGCGUCCGGGGCAGGAAGAUGGUGGCGAGCGCGCGGGUGCAGAAGCUGGUGCGGCGCUACAAGCUGGCGAUCGCCACCGCGCUGGCCAUCCUGCUGCUUCAAGGCCUGGUGGUGUGGAGCUUCAGCGGCCUGGAGGAGGACGAGCCGGGCGAGAAAGGAAGGCAGAGGAAGCCACGGCCACUGGACCCUGGAGAGGGCUCCAAGGACACAGACAGUUCUGCGGGGCGCCGGGGCAGUGCAGGCAGAAGGCAUGGACGUUGGCGGGGCCGCGCUGAGAGCCCAGGUGUACCUGUUGCCAAGGUGGUACGGGCAGUAACCACUCGGCACAGAGCCAGCCGGCGAAUCCCACCUGCCCCGCCCCCAGAGGCCCCAGGCCGCCAGAACCUGAGUGGAGCAGCAGCUGGAGAGGCACUGGCUGCUGGCUUCCCACCACAUGGAGAUACAGGGAGCGUGGAGGGUGCUCCCCAGCCCACGGACAAUGGCUUCACCCCUAAGUGUGAGAUCGUGGGCAAGGAUGCACUGUCUGCACUGGCCCGGGCCAGCACCAAGCAGUGUCAGCAGGAGAUCGCCAAUGUGGUGUGCCUGCACCAGGCUGGGAACCUCAUGCCCAAGGCUGUGCCCCGGCACUGCCAGCUGGCUGGGAAGAUGAGUCCUGGCAUCCAGUGGGAAGAGAUCCGUGCCCAGCAGCCUGUGGAGGGCCCCCCUGUACGCAUCGCCUAUAUGCUGGUCGUUCAUGGCCGUGCCAUCCGCCAGCUGAAGCGCCUCCUCAAGGCCGUCUAUCAUAAGCAGCACUUCUUUUAUAUCCAUGUGGACAAGCGCUCCGACUACCUGCACCGCGAAGUUGUAGAGCUGGCCAAACAGUACGAUAACGUGCGGGUGACACCUUGGCGCAUGGUCACCAUCUGGGGUGGGGCCAGCCUUCUGAGGAUGUACCUGCGGAGCAUGCAGGACCUGCUGGAGGUACCUGGCUGGGCCUGGGACUUCUUCAUCAACCUCAGUGCCACUGACUACCCAACCAGGACCAAUGAAGAGUUGGUGGCAUUCCUGUCCAAGAACCGGGACAAGAAUUUCCUCAAGUCGCAUGGUCGGGACAACUCCAGGUUCAUCAAGAAGCAGGGACUGGACCGGCUAUUCCAUGAGUGUGACUCUCACAUGUGGCGCCUGGGCGAGCGGCAGAUCCCGGCGGGCAUUGUGGUGGAUGGUGGCUCCGACUGGUUCGUGCUGACACGCAGCUUUGUGGAGUACGUGGUGUACACAGAUGACCCACUUGUGGCCCAGCUACGCCAGUUCUACACAUACACACUGCUCCCAGCUGAGUCCUUCUUCCACACGGUGCUGGAGAAUAGCCCAGCCUGUGAGAGUCUCGUGGAUAACAACCUGCGUGUCACCAACUGGAACCGCAAGCUGGGCUGCAAGUGCCAGUACAAGCACAUUGUGGACUGGUGUGGCUGCUCUCCCAAUGACUUCAAGCCACAGGACUUCCUCCGGCUACAGCAAGUCUCCAGACCCACCUUCUUUGCUCGGAAGUUUGAGUCAACGGUGAAUCAAGAAGUUCUGGAAAUCUUGGACUUCCACCUGUAUGGCAGCUACCCACCUGGCACCCCAGCCCUUAAGGCCUACUGGGAGAACAUCUAUGACAUGGCGGAUGGCCCCAGUGGGCUUAGUGACGUCAUGCUGACUGCUUAUACAGCCUUCGUACGCCUCAGCCUUCGCCAUGCUGCCACAGUUGCACCCCCACAGGCUACCAUACUCUGCAGGUUUGAGCCCAGGGGUUUGCCGUCCAGUGUGCACCUGUAUUUCUAUGACGACCAUUUCCAGGGCUACCUGGUGACGCAGGCCGUGCAGCCCUCAGCCCAGGGGCCAGCAGAGACGCUUGAGAUGUGGGUGAUGCCCCAGGGGUCACUGAAGCUGUUGGGGCGCAGUGACCAGGCCAGCCGGCUGCAGAGUUUGGAGGUUGGCACUGAGUGGGACCCCAAAGAACGUCUUUUCCGGAACUUUGGGGGGCUUCUGGGACCACUGGAUGAGCCUGUAGCCAUGCAGCGCUGGGCGCGGGGCCCCAACCUCACAGCUACAGUGGUCUGGAUUGACCCAACCUAUGUAGUGGCCACAUCAUAUGACAUCACGGUAGAUGCAGACACUGAGGUCACACAAUACAAGCCCCCUCUGAGCCGGCCCCUGCGGCCAGGAGCCUGGACCGUACGGCUGCUUCAGUUCUGGGAACCUCUGAGUGAGACCCGCUUCCUCGUGCUGCCCUUGACUUUCAACCGAAAACUACCUCUCAGGAAAGAUGAUGCUAGCUGGCUGCAUGCAGGACCACCCCACAACGAGUACAUGGAACAGAGUUUCCAGGGGCUGAGUGGCAUCUUGAACUUGCCUCAGCCAGAACCUAUGGAGGAGGCUGCCCGGCGGCACAAAGAGCUCACAGGUCCUGCACUCGAGACCUGGACAGAUGGGGAAAUGAGUGGUUUCUGGUCUGUGGCGGGACUAUGUGCCAUGGGCCCCUCCUCCUGUCCUUCCCUGGAGCCCUGCAGACUGACCAGCUGGAGCUCUCUGUCUCCUGACCCCAAAUCAGAACUGGGGCCUGUCAAAGCGGAUGGGCGACUCAGGUAGCAGGCCCCAACCAACACACCCGGAGGACCCGGGGAAUUGCACCUUACAGACAAUGGAGGGAUGUCCUCUCCCACAGCCAGAACCAGAGGCCUAGGCAGUAUACCCAUUCAGCCAUCAAGAGCCACACCCACAGCAGGGAAAGUGGGCGCACACUCACUACUGCUCAUGGCUCUGCUAGGGACCAGAGCUUCAGUGGGAACUCCAGGAGGAUGCUCCAGCAGCGCUCCACGCCGGCUCUUCCUCUCCCUCCUAAUUUGUACUUGUUUUUUUAUUUAAAAUGGGUGGGGGGAGGAACUAGAAACAAAAUAUGUGCAAUAAGGCUCAGAGCAGCCCCCAGGAAGGUGGUCAUGGCUGCAGGGAGGAGGGCCUACUUCACCCAUCUGCCUCUGCUCUGGGAAGGCUGGGCCUGUCUUGCUCUCUUGGGCCUGUGGUGCUCAGGGCUGUGGCUCUGCUGGUACAAGUGCCCUGCCAGGCUCAGGCCUAGAAACAAGUCAUUUGGGGGCCAAUGUAGAGCUGGGCUUUAAUGGGACAGCCUCUCCUCUGGUAGCCAGGGGGCCCUAGAGCAGGGGUGGGGCUGGCUCUCAGGCUUUUCAACCCACCCUGCCCCAUGCCAGGAAAAAGGUAAGGCAUCCGAGCCUACUGAGACAUGCAGUUUCCCAGGUACUCCUAGGUAUGCCCUGCACAGGUGAGCCUCACAAGCAGUAUAGGAAGACUGUUAGGGCGCUCAGAAGAACCUGGAGUUCGCAUUGUGCCUGAAGUGUGGUGUGGAGUCUGAAAUAUGCAACAGAGGAAAUAUAUCUCUAUCUCUCUAA